This is a messenger RNA of Andrographis paniculata, 1802 nucleotides long. RefSeq names its product protein DA1-related 1-like. Gene Ontology annotation, molecular function: ubiquitin binding. The coding region runs from base 204 to 1712 and encodes 502 amino acids. NCBI's taxonomy places the organism in Eukaryota, Viridiplantae, Streptophyta, Magnoliopsida, Lamiales, Acanthaceae. The record is from RefSeq and is a predicted model, not a curated record. The transcript has 11 exons.
CCCAUUUAUUUAGUUGUUUCUUCAUUGCCCUUUUCACAAUGGAAAGAGUUGCAGACAGUUGUGGGUUUUAAAAGAGGGCAUGAUUUGAUUAUAUGCUUUUUGUUCGAUUGAUACUAUGUGGGGAAAUUGGAAAGUUUCGGUGUUCUUAAUCAAUUUGGGGAAAUAUGUGAUGCGUUCCUGAUUUGGAAUCGGUUUGGGUAUUCAUGGGUUGGAUUACCAAAAUUCUCAAAGGAUCGAGCCACAAAAUCUCUGAAGGGCGAAACCGCCGCCGGAGAUAUGACGACGACGAUGACGGCGAGGCGGCGGCGGCGGAGGAGGAGGCGGAGGUGAAUUCCGAUGGAGCUUUUGCUGCUGCUUCAGAGGACGAGUCGUCCGAUUUCGACAGGGAAGAGAUCGAUCGAGCUAUCGCACUCUCCAUUGCUGAGCAGGACGAGAAAGGGAAGAAAGUAAUAGAGACCGAGUCUAAUGUGGAAGACGAUGAUGAACAGCUUGCUAGAGCUAUUCAGGAGAGUCUGAUCAUGGAUUCUCCUCCUCGAGCAUCUCCGUACGACUAUGGAAGCUCCUUCUUCCCCAAUCCAUUCUACUAUCCUUCAGGAAACAGAGUCUGUGCUGGUUGCAAUAGGGAGAUUGGCUAUGGAAGAUAUUUAAGCAGCAUUGGAGCCUUUUGGCAUCCGGAAUGCUUCCGUUGUCGAGCUUGCGAUCUUCCGAUCAACGAACCAGAGUUCUCCAUGUCCGAAAAUCGGCCUUACCAUAAAUCUUGCUACAAAGAGCUGCAUCAUCCGAAGUGCGACGUCUGCAAAAACUUCAUCCCGGUGAAUGCUGCCGGACUUAUAGAGUACAGAGCGCACCCGUUCUGGCCGCAAAAGUACUGCCCGUUGCACGAGCACGACGAGACGCCUCGAUGCUGCAGCUGCGAAAGAAUGGAGCCGGUCGACGCGAGAUAUUUGACGCUCGAGGACGGGAGGAAGCUCUGCCUCGAGUGCUUGGACUCGUCGAUAAUGGAGACUCACGAAUGCCAGCCGUUGUACCUCGAAAUACAGGAGUUUUACGAAGGUUUAAACAUGAAAGUCGAGCAGGCGAUACCGUUACUUUUAGUCGAGCGACAAGCGCUGAACGAGGCCAUGGAAGAGGAGAAGAAGGGUCAUCAUCACCGCCCAGAAACGAGAGGACUCUGUUUGUCGGAAGAACUAAUCGUUAGAACGAUAUCGAGGAGGCCGAGAAUCGGAGGGUAUCGGAUAAUCGACAUGUUCACGGAGCCGUACAAGCUGAUCCGGAAAUGCGAAGUGACGGCGAUUCUUAUACUAUACGGACUUCCAAGGCUACUCACGGGAUCGAUCCUCGCGCACGAGAUGAUGCACGCGUGGCUACGGCUGAAGGGCUACCCAACGUUAAGUCCGAACGUCGAGGAAGGCAUCUGCCAAGUGCUGGCUCACAUGUGGUUAGAUUCCGAAAUCAUUUCGGCGUCCCGCGGCAGCGACGCGCCGUCGUCUUCUUCCUCCGCGCCGCCGCCGUCCGAUGCGACGGCCGGAUCGUCGAAGAAGGGGAAACGGUCCGAGUUCGAGAAGAAACUUGGCGAGUACUUCUUGCACCAGAUCGAGACGGACGGGUCGGCGGCGUACGGCGACGGAUUCCGGGAAGGGAAUCGGGCAGUUGUCAAGUAUGGGCUGAAGAGAACCCUGGACCAUAUUCUGCUGACCGGCUGCUUUCCCUGAUUUCCUUUGAAGGAGCGCUUGGAGAAGAAGAAGUUACCGUAUGAAAAAGGUAAUAUACAAUUGAAGUGUUAGUAUUUUGAUGAAAAGAAA